Messenger RNA from Hymenoscyphus albidus, 2081 nucleotides. The record is from the annotation of a GenBank genome assembly. NCBI's taxonomy places the organism in Eukaryota, Fungi, Ascomycota, Leotiomycetes, Helotiales, Helotiaceae.
UGACGUUCCCCAGAAUCAUUGCGACUCAAACCACCAUCCACCUCCUAAUCGCCCAAAACCAGUCCACCAGUUCACCCUUCCCCUUCUACUAGACCAAUCCGCUGUCUAGUCCACAGUCUCUGUGCAAGCACCACACUAUACACCAUUUGCUCUUGCGCUGCCAGCACCCUGGUGCCACACCAUUCCAUCUGCAUCUUCAACCCGACAGACACUGACACCAUUUCGGCGCGCCGGCAGACUCAGACUGAACGGGAGCUCCGCUGGUUUGGUCGGCGGCCUCUUUGAACCUUGCCCAAGCACCAAAACACCACGUAUUGCUCUUCACGCAAUUUGAUACCCCAAUAAUUCCCACAACCACCAAACCCGCCAUCAUGUCUGUUGAGAUUGAUCCUCAGGAGCUCGCCUUCCAGCGUAUGUCAUUUCGCCAUCAUUUUGAGUGUCGCUAACUCAGGGCGCAGGGCCAUUCACGCAGGAGGUGUCGCAAACUCUCAAGAUCAGAAACCCAAAUCACACACCUAUUGCUUUCAAGGUACGCGGCUCUCUUGAUCUACUCGAGGCGCUCAAGCUGCUAACUACGAUGGAAUCUACAGGUCAAAACUACCGCCCCAAAGCAGUACGUCCUACUCGAUCCCGAGCAUCCCAGGUGCCGUCCGUUAACAAGGUAUCUAGGUACUGCGUCCGCCCCAACUCCGGCCGAGUCGAACCAGGAAAGGAGGUCGAGGUUACUGGUAUGUGCACAUAUAUGCGAAUUUUUGCAAGGAGAGUUAUUCGAGUACUGACGGGUUGCCCUGUAGUUCUUUUGCAGGCUAUGAAACAGGAACCGCCUCUUGAAGCAAAAUGUAGGGACAAGUUCUUGGUUCAAUCCGUCGCAAUCACCGCCGAUAAGGAAUUUGACGACACCGCAUCAAUCGUAGGAUUCUUUCUGCUUGCUUCUGGAAAAGUUACUGACUUUCCACUAGUGGCAACAUGUUGAUGCUGCUGAGAAAUCUUCCGUUCAAGAGAAGAAGAUCCGGGUUGUCUAUCUUGCCCCCGCAAGCCCAUCAGGAGGAGCAGUCACACCAAUGAGAAAUGGAGUCAAUGGAGAAUCUAAUGGUGCUGUAAGUUCCACUGUAGCUUCCUAUCUUCAGGUAGCUCUGUAGCCUGUAGCUCCUCAUCCUGACUAUUCACUAAACCACUUCCCUAUGCAGAAUGAGACAUCUUCGAUCGCACCACCACAAUAUGGCAAUGCUCGAUCACCAUCCCCAGAGGCAACAUACACACCCGAAACUUCUCGACGAUCUCUCGCUCCUUCAGUUGUUCCAACCUCUAAGCUUGAAGACGAGCCAAGCAACGCAAAAUCCCUCGGUGAUGCCAAAGCUUCGGCUUUCAACCCCGCCUCUGGCAAGUCUUCUGUAGGGGGAGCAGCCACUGUAGGCUCGACCGUUGCAGCAGCUGUACCACUCUCGUAUGACGAACUCAAGGCUCAAUUGGCGGAUGCAAAGGCUACAAUUUCCAGCUACGGAAACGAGGCGGGUCUGCGGAUGCGAAAGGUUGCUGCUGGUGAGACGUCAAAUGCGACAGUGAACGAUGUAGCACACCGAGUUCAGGCUUCACAAGGGGGGGUCCCACUACAAAUUGUUGCGGCACUUUGCUUGCUCAGUUUCUUGUUGGCUUAUGCCUUCUUUUAGAUAAUUUCCACUUCAGCCUGUUUCCGUUGGCUUUGCUUUUGUACUAUGCAUGCUGGUACUGCAGGUCAACUGGUGUAUUUCCGGGUGCUAAAUAGGGGUGUAAGAUGGGUGGUGUUUCUUUUGGGUGUGCGUGGGGGAAAAACGUAUGUAACACACAUCAACUCUCUUUCUUUUGUCUUCUUUCCGUCACAUAGUCCAUGGGGGUAUUCUACGAAUUUAUUCGAUAGGGUUUUCGCUUGUUUUUCCCCCUCUUGGAGCAAUGAGACGAGCAUGUGGAUAGCAAGAAGAAAUUGGCGGAGGAAGAAAGAGUGACCAAGAAUGAGAGGAGAAAUUCAGAUGGGGUAGAUCAAGGAAUAGUACAGUAGCAAGCGUUCCAUUAAUUAAUUUUUCACAAAUGCUCUACGGUUUUUUUCC